AUGUCAAAUUCAGCAAAUCAGUCAGGCGACGAAGGUGAACUUGAUCUCAAAGAGCAAGAUCGCUACUUGCCAAUUGCAAAUGUCGCGCGCAUUAUGAAGAAAUCUCUACCUGAGAACGCCAAAAUAGCAAAGGAAGCCAAAGAAUGCGUUCAAGAAUGCGUUUCCGAGUUUAUCUCCUUUAUCACUAGCGAAUAUCCUUUUGAUCUUAUCGAUCGUUGCUUACAAGAAAAGAGAAAAACUAUCAAUGGUGAAGAUAUCCUUUGGGCUAUGCAAUCGUUAGGAUUCGAAAACUAUGCUGAGACACUCAAGAUCUAUCUUCAGAAAUAUCGAGAGACUACCAAGCUGGAGCGAGCGUCCUCUUCUGGAAAAGAAAAAGAUGAAGAACAAGGCACGCAAUCGGAUCAACAACAACAAUUGUUUAUGCAGCAACAAACACAACAACCCCAGGGCACUCAACAACAAUCGGCACCUCAGCCUGCAACAAGCAUGGCUGGAUCAUAUUAUAAUGUUGCACAACAAUAUCUCGAUCAAAGCAAAAACUGA
Molecule: messenger RNA, 543 nt
Organism: Lichtheimia ornata
Lineage: Eukaryota; Fungi; Mucoromycota; Mucoromycetes; Mucorales; Lichtheimiaceae
Exons: 5
Coding region: 1-543 (180 amino acids)
Biological process (GO): regulation of transcription by RNA polymerase II
Cellular component (GO): CCAAT-binding factor complex
Molecular function (GO): RNA polymerase II cis-regulatory region sequence-specific DNA binding; DNA-binding transcription activator activity, RNA polymerase II-specific; protein heterodimerization activity
Source: RefSeq, a predicted model, not a curated record